Molecule: messenger RNA, 585 nt
Organism: Talaromyces stipitatus ATCC 10500
Lineage: Eukaryota; Fungi; Ascomycota; Eurotiomycetes; Eurotiales; Trichocomaceae
Exons: 3
Coding region: 1-585 (194 amino acids)
Biological process (GO): RNA processing
Molecular function (GO): protein binding; RNA binding; RNA nuclease activity
Source: RefSeq, a predicted model, not a curated record
AUGGAUGGCCUAACAAUUGAUCUUGAUAAACUUAGAAAAGCUAAUAGCGAUUACUACGGUGAGAAUAUAUGGAGGUUACUGAUUGUUAGUGGCUCGUCAGGAGAGAGUGAGAGUGACUCGGACGAGGAAAACUUUUGGAGACAGGGACAGAGUCAAAGCGACUUAAGCGAGAGAAAUAACUCAAAAAACGACGAUGAAUGGGACAAAGGCACAGAACAUUGCGUCGAGGUUCUCAGCUUACUACUCGAGAAUUGCAACCACGACAUUAGUGUUAACGCAAAGGAUAAACAAGGGCUGCCUGCGCUUCAUAUUGGAUCUAUUGCCCGCGACAGUGCUAUUGUCGAGAAGUUGCUCAACGACGUGAGAGACAUUGAGUUUAACGCAAAGAAUUCUUACGUAUGGACCCCAUUGCACAAGGCAGCUUUCUAUCGAUAUCGCAUCGAGACUGUGAAAGCGCUACGUGAAAAUGGAAGAAAUAUAGACUGGAGCCUCAAGGAUGGCAAGCAGCGGACAGCGGUGGAGUUGGCGAAUGGGCACGGCUUACUGAAGAAUAAUCUGGUUGAGCAUGAGAAAUUCGCCGAGUAG